Molecule: messenger RNA, 1368 nt
Organism: Monosiga brevicollis MX1
Lineage: Eukaryota; Choanoflagellata; Craspedida; Salpingoecidae
Exons: 4
Biological process (GO): error-prone translesion synthesis
Cellular component (GO): nucleus
Molecular function (GO): damaged DNA binding; DNA-directed DNA polymerase activity
Source: RefSeq, a predicted model, not a curated record
GACGCUGUCCUGUCACGCAUUUCCCUCUGCCCUCACAAAGCUGGCAUGGAUAGCGUCAACAAGAACAAAACCGACGAGGUGAUCCGAUCCAUGUCCGAGGGCUCGCGGUUUUAUGACAACGAGCGUCGCAAGGCCGCGCAGACAGCGCAACGCGUGCAGGUCAUGAAAUCUCGGGCAGCCGUCCUCUCAACGGGGGCCCUGCAGCAAGCCGAGGCGAUGGCCUCGGCUUUUGAGCGCCAGCUUGAGACGGAGCGUGAUCUCUCGCGGGUCAUUGUACACUGCGACGCAGAUGCUUUUUAUGCCGCCGUAGAGUUGCGGGAUCAGCCCCACCUGCGUGGCAAGCCCAUUGGCAUUGGUGGCAUCGGCAUGCUUAGCACGGCGUCCUACGAGGCUCGCAAAUUUGGCGUGCGAAGCGCCAUGCCUGGCUACAUUGCGCUUCGUCUCUGCCCCGAAUUGAUCCUUGUCAAGCCGCGCUUUCAUGCCUACGAGGCCGCCUCUCGCCAACUUCAAGCCGUGAUGGCUCAAUACGACCCAAAUUUUCGAUCUGUGAGCCUGGAUGAAGCCUACCUGGACAUUACCGAUUACAUGGCUCGACUGACCCCCGGCGACGUGGCCCAGCUGCCCCCUCUGACAACUGUGGCCGAUCCACCCUUGGUGCAGGAGGCAAACAGCGCUGAUUCAAAGCCCGGCAUGGCCACGGAUUCCGCUGGAGCCCGCAACCUGACCACCCUGGAAGGCAGGGCCUUGGCAGCCCGCGUCGUGCAUCAAAUGCGAACCCGUAUGCACGAAACCACUCAGCUUACCGUCUCUGCCGGCAUUGCCUGUAAUCGCAUGCUGGCCAAAAUUGGUUCCGAUCAAAACAAGCCGGAUGGUCAGUUUUGCUUGCCGGCCGACCGAGCAGCCAUCUUGGCGUUUUUGGCCAACAUGCCGACGCGUAAAAUUCCAGGCAUUGGCAAGGUGACGGAACAAAUCCUCCGUGAGCUCGACAUUACAAACUGUCAAGCCCUUCUACAGCAGCGAGCUCUCCUCAAACUGUUGUUUACGCCCAUUUCCUUCGAUUUCUUUAUGCGGUCGGCGCUCGGCAUUGCUUCCAACAACACUCGCAAGCGCUCCGAGCGGAAGAGCAUUGGGCAUGAAACGACGUUUCGCGAGCUCAAUCAGGUACCAGAUCUCGAGGACAAGUGCCUACACCUCUGUCACAAGACGGCUCUUGACAUGGAGCGAAAGGCUUUGCUGGGGCGCUCCGUCUGCCUCAAGCUCAAGACAGUCGACUUUAAGGUCAAGCAGCGAUCAGUGUUGCUGCCUGCGCAUACGGCGGACGAGCCGGUCAUCAAGCGUGCUGCACUCGGGCUUCUCCAUCGAGAACUA